This is a messenger RNA of Chelonus insularis, 1547 nucleotides long. RefSeq names its product Ada2a-containing complex component 1 (gene Atac1). NCBI's taxonomy places the organism in Eukaryota, Metazoa, Arthropoda, Insecta, Hymenoptera, Braconidae. The transcript is spliced from 4 exons. Bases 481 to 1503 code for a protein of 340 amino acids. The record is from RefSeq and is a predicted model, not a curated record.
AUGUAACAUACAUACAUUCACAUAAAAUAAGUCAUCUAGUUAAUAAUAAGGAAAAAAAAGAAUAGUUAUAAGAAAAAUUUAGUACGUUAUCAGAAUUUUAUAAGUUUCGGAUCAUAAUGAUAAGUUAAUAAGUAGAAAGUUAUAAUAUGAAAAUUAGAAAAUAGCUAGUAUAAAUCCCUCGAGUUUAGCAUUUAAGCGUGUACAGAUGUUACAAAUCAUGGAACUCUCACAUACAUACAUACACAAUUUCAUUUGUUCACCAAUCACAUUGUUCAAUACAAACCCAAAAGCAUACGAGUCAGGUUGCGUUCGAAUUUCACAACUUUUUGAAUCACGUACUAUACAUACAUCGAUGCAGUAAAUAUACAAAAGUACAAUACAUAUAUAUACAUCGCAAAAACUCAAAGCACGUUUGUUUCAAUUUGUAUACAAUUAUUGUGUAAUAAAUAGUUUAAAAGUAAUGAUUAUUAUAGUUUAAUUAUGAAUUUAAAUACCUCUAAUGAAGUUCCGGUGAAUGAAGAAUUUUAUUUCGAGUCAGAUCAUCUGGCUUUGAAAGGAAAUAAAGACUAUACUGCACUGCUAAAGACAAUUGUUAUUUUGGAGAAUCAGAGAACACAAGCAAUACAAGAUCUUGACAAGUUGUUAUUAUCUAAAUCUAAGGCUUUAGAAAAUCCAGUAACUUUUGUAGCACAAUUACAAAAUGGUCAUUUUCUUGAUCUGUCAAGACCUCAAAAAAUUGCAGAAAUUCCGUAUAUAGAUUGGACCAAAUAUAAUAUUGUAGAUGCUGAUGCACGAAUUAGACCUCAAACGAGGCAUGGACAUUUUACUACUCAAACAUCAACGAAACUGGAACCAGAGGAUAAAAAGAUUUUAGUUCGUGGACGAGCUUUUGACGAAAGUAAACCAGAAACAUUUAAUCAACUAUGGACAAACGAAGAACAACGUAGAUUAGAACAAUUAUUAAUAGAAUAUCCACCAGAAAAUGUAGAAAUGAAAAGAUGGACAAAAAUAGCAAAUGCUUUAGGAAAUCGGACUCCUAAACAAGUUUCGAGUAGAGUACAAAAGUAUUUCAUCAAAUUAUUACGAGCAGGUCUUCCGAUUCCUGGUCGAGGUCCAAAAUUUAAAUUAGACAUAAAAAGAGGAUUUCAUUAUCGUUAUCAACGUAAUCGUUAUCCUUUUUUUCGGAAAUCAACAUUUUUUCCUCAUCAAGAUUUAGUUACAGCAGAUGAUUCUAUUAGUGAUAUAGUAGUACAUCAACAGCAACAAAAUUUGUGUACGAUAUGUGGGCGUGAUCUUAUAAAAAAACCAUCAGAAAUUCAAAACGAAUCUUCUACUAAAACUUGUGCUAAUUGUGCUGUUGGAGAGUUAGAUACAAAUAGCAAACAAGUUUCUGAAAAAUCAAAAACUAUUGACUCAUCAAAAAAUUAUGACAGCGAUUAUUAUUAUCAAAAUUUUAAUGAUUCGUCAUAUAAUUAUUUAGAUACAAAUUUUUUACCAGAUUAAACGUAGAUUAGACUUUUUAUUCAUAAAUAAAUGAACAAAAUAUU